Molecule: messenger RNA, 1219 nt
Organism: Hibiscus syriacus
Lineage: Eukaryota; Viridiplantae; Streptophyta; Magnoliopsida; Malvales; Malvaceae
Exons: 4
Coding region: 573-983 (136 amino acids)
Biological process (GO): cytokinin biosynthetic process
Source: RefSeq, a predicted model, not a curated record
UUCAUUAGAGCGUACAUACACUGCCUUGCUGUCUAGCAUGUGAAGGCCCUUUCUCUCUUUCUUUUUUACUUGCAUGCACCCACCCCAACUGGCACUUUUGAUUCAUUCACAUCAAUGGCUGAAUGGGGAGGAUGCAGACAAAACUAGUCUGGGAUUUGAGUCUUCAUUCUCUUAAUUGCUCUUUGGUUUUUUUCACUCCCACACCCUUAUAUAGGGCACACAUAUAACCUCACCCUCUCUGAGUUACACUUACCACCCUCUUUUGAGUUUUCUUCUUUUUUUCAGCCUUUACCUCUUCAUUAAAAGGAGCCAUUGGUUGAGGGAAACAGCAUUGAGUUCUUUUGUUGUGAUUAGCAACAUAGAAGAAGAAAGAAGAAAAAAAUGAAUGUUUUGUCCUCUGAGUGCAGUAGCGGGUGUGAAUCUGGUUGGACUAGUUACUUAGAGCAGUCCUUUUGUUCUGAUGAUGUUUCCAUUGAUAAAAGAGUGGUUUUUGUGGUGAAUAUAGGAAGGGUCAUAAGGGUAAAGAAGAGGCUGUUGUUGUUGUUGAUGAUGAUGAAGAAGAAGACCUUUCCAUGGUUUCUGAUGCAUCUUCUGGGCCUCCACAUUUCUAUGAAGAUGAUGGUUAUUUCAAUGAUGAUGAUCAUCAUCACUACACUGCGCCUAAAGUUGCUACAUUGAAUAAAAAUGGUGGUAAAAGACAUAGGAACAAGGAACAACAACUGCCUUCUUUACAUGAUGAUACUGCCAGCUCUCCUCUCAUCAAUUUCUCCAAGAACAAUUUUUCUCACACCAAUAAUACUCAAGCUUCAAUGGAGGAAAGUGCCUUCCAUUAUCCGCAGGGGUUCUCUGCAACACACGCCUUCCAUUAUCCCCAGGGGUUCUCUGCAACACACUUUCAGGGAGGGCCCGCAUUCCAAGACCACUUUGGAUUUUUGCAGCCUUCUCCAUCCGGAAACCACCUACAAGAGCACCAGUGGUUUUAAUGGAAUUAGAGAGAUGGGAUAAAGGUGGUUUAUGUUUCUGAAUAUCAACCUGCUCUUGCUAGUUGCUACAAUGGAGUUUGACUCUUAAGAAGAAAUGGAAGAAAGGGUUGUCAAUGGAUGGAAAGAUUCAGAUCUCAAAAGGGGAUGAUCAUGAUCUUGUUCCUUUCAUUUUUCACUUCAUGUUCAAAAGCCAUGCUUAAGAGCAAAACAUGGAAAUAAAAUUUCUUGUUUUUUUU